AAACAUUGAACCGAUCCGCUCCGAGGCCCGCAUCUCCACCUACCGGCGCCCCGUUCACGCUUAAUUGAAAAAGAAUUCCAGAGCUCUAAAUUUGCCUACUUGCUUUCUAUUGUAGUUACCGAAGAAUCUAAGCUCCUACAAAGACAAGGUCGCCAAGAUGUCAAGCGUGGCCGCAGGUCUGCAAGAAUGGGAGGUGAGGGAGCCUUACAUCAAGCUCCACUGCGCACUUGGUGAGGGGCCAUACUAUGAGAAGGCAACAAACAGCCUGCGUUUCCUGGACAUCAUCAAGAAGCGCGUGCACACGGUGGACCUGAACAAGGGUCCCGGGUCGCUAACGACGCUUGAGUUCGACAUACCGAUUGGUGUCACCGCCGACAUCGAGGGCGUGGACCCGCAGGACCGCAUCCUGAUAGGAGCCAAGCACGGAAUGGCGGUGCUACACCGCAAGACCGGAAAGUACGAAUACAUCACCAAAUUUUUUGCCGAGGAGAACGUGCGGAUUCGAGGCAACGAUGGCGCUAUUGAUCCCCACGGACGCUUCUGGCUCGGUAGCAUGACCGACUUUGGGCAAGGACCUGUGCAAGCUGAAGUAGGCGCUCUGUGGUUGUUCCACUCCACACAACCUGGUCAAAUCAUGAAGGAACCCGUGUCUAUCCCGAACUCCGUGAGCUGGUCUCCAGACAACCGGACCAUGUACUUCACGCAUUCAACUUCGAAAGUGAUUCAUGCUUUUGAUUACUCGCUCGAUGAUGGAAGUAUCUCGAACGAGAGAGAUUUCUUCAUCUACGAAGGCCAAGGCGAUCCUGAUGGCCACCGUGUUGAUGCUGAAGGCAACAUGUGGUGUGCUGUUUACGGUGAUGCUGUGGUGCUGAAGAUCUCACCCGAUGGCAAGCUUAUUGGCAAAAUACAUAUGCCGACUAAAAAUAUCACGUGCGUCGAGUUCGUAGGUACCGAGCUGUUCAUCACAACUGCUGGUAUGGAGGAAGGUCAGGGAACACCGGAGCAAGUCGACUUCAGCGGCGGACUGUACAGAGUUGAUGUUGGGGUAAAGGGAUUGCCUCCGUACGACUUCAAGCUGGAAGCAUAGAGAGCUAAGCGCUCCCUAGAUUGAACCUCCAAAAACGAGGAUCAUCACUUUCGUAGAUAUGGCUCA
Molecule: messenger RNA, 1153 nt
Organism: Truncatella angustata
Lineage: Eukaryota; Fungi; Ascomycota; Sordariomycetes; Amphisphaeriales; Sporocadaceae
Exons: 2
Coding region: 158-1087 (309 amino acids)
Biological process (GO): L-ascorbic acid biosynthetic process
Molecular function (GO): gluconolactonase activity; calcium ion binding
Source: RefSeq, a predicted model, not a curated record